CGAUUUGCAUUUGCAAUUUUAACAAAACAAAUAUAUUUCUUUGUAAAUGGACAAAAACAUUAACAAAUAGUGAUAGUGAACCAAACCUUACUGAUAAAAAUAUUUAUCGACAAAAUGAAUACGGCUUUGAAAGAGAUUUUUACUCGAAUGAAACCAGUUUGUGAUGUGAUGAUGGUAAACCCUUCCAAAGAAAAUGUAGCCGGUUAUAUCUCAAUUGUAAACGAACUGGGUGAUGAACACAUACAGGAAUUGCAACAAUACCUCCUUUAUCCACUCAUCACUCACAUCAGAUCAAGAGAGUUGAAAGGCAAGCAUGAACAACAAAAAAAUAUUGUUGAUGCGAUGACAGUUGUUCUGGAGAAGGUACACAUAAAUAACAUGGAGAUGUGUAUUAAAAUAUUAACUGGUUCCAUGCCUCUCAUUUUUGACAAAACUAGACCUGGAAUGAUUGCCGAUGUACCAGAAGAGUUAAAACUAAGUGCAAUGAAAUGUCUCACAGCAUUAAUGCUCGGAAUUGAUUACUCUCUCAGGAUCAAGCUAUUUAAAAAACAAGUUCCGCUUCUUGCGCAGAUAAUUUUUGUAUCUGUACAUAUGGCAAAACUUGAAAAGUUAAGGUCUCUCAGAUUAGCUGCAAUAAAAAACAUGACAGCGUUCACAGCUAUCCAUGACAAACUGACAGACAGUGCAUAUCAAAUAAAGGAUAGUAACAUUGAGUUUGUAGUGGUGGACAUGCUCUCAAGCAUAUUACCAGGUGUGCUCUCCGCUUUACAGGAUAUUGCAAUGGACACACAAAACCCGGGACAUGCUGUUGUAGUAUCUGCUUUAAACACAAGCCACCGUGUAAUAUGUGUAACAAUGAAUGACAAAUUGUUACCAAAGAGAACGAGUGUAACUGCCAAAGACUUUGCGGUCAUGAUCGCAGAGAAGACAAGUUGCAUAGACAAAGAUGUAAGCAAGGGUCUGAAGGACAUAGUCCGUCGUUCACCAGAGUGGUACACAAUGGCAGGGGAGAAGUUGUCCCUCGUGGUGCGCAGUCUGGUGCCGCUUAGUACACAUGAACACGUCAAAGUACGCAAAGAACUAGCCGUACUUUGCUCAAGGAUAUUAAAUGAAUGCAAUCAAUCAAUGAAGCCUUCGAUACCGAUAGUGUUAGAUGUAUUGCUGUCCCUGUCUAACGACAGCUACCCGCAAGUAGCGCAGUACUGCUCUCGCGUACUCAAGACGUACUUCACAGACUCGCCCAAGGAACAGAUUGUAGACACGCUGGAUACAUUGUGCGAGAACUUUCUUAAUGUACUCACUAAUUUGCCGAGAGUAUUGAAUAAUAUUAAUUCCAGUCGCAAGCUGGUGGGUCUAGACCUGGUAUACGGGUACAUGCGUGUGCUGGGCUACGGGCGCGGCGACCGGCUGACGUCAGCGCUGACGUCGCGCGGCGGCCUGCCCACACUUUGCGACGCGUUACGUCACGCCGCCGCAUUGCACACGCAGCGCGUCUCCCUCGCCACGCGCGUGUCGACCGACACUGACGUCACAGAGUUGAGCAGCAGUUCGACGUCCCCGUGGCUGGAGUUCCGUCACCUGGAGGAGGCGGAGUGCGUGUCGCGGCUGCGCGCGCUGUGCGGCGAGCUGGCGGGGGCGGAGUGCGCGCACCUCGUGCUGGACCACCUGCUGGACCUCUUCCAGCAGAGGGACUGCGAACUGGCCUACAUCAUCAAUUGUAUCGGCUCUGCUCCAAAGGCCUCGCCGUCGCUCGCCAAGCGGAUACUAGAUGUAUACCUGGAGGAGGACUUGUGGUAUCUUCCGCUGGAGCUGGAUGCAGAGGAGCCCGCCCUCAGCACAGAGGAUACCCUGGAUGUCAACGUGUAUAACCCUCGGGGAUGGAGCAAGGAUAGUGUACCAGGUUUAUUCGAGGGUGCGAUGGAGGUGCGGUACACCGGCAUCAGCUACCGGCAGGCGCGGGGUGCGCUGGGUGCGGGGUGCGGGGGGUGCCGCAGCGCCGCGCAGCUGCAGCGCCACCUGCUGCUCAGCUGCCUGCUCACCGCCGGCCUGGGCGAGCUGGCGGCGCGCCUGCAGGAACACUUCCAGCCCUACCUCAUGAAGACCAUCUGUCUACUGCUGGAGAGAGUAGGUAGUCGCUACGAGGUGCUGCACGCCGCGGGGCUGCAGGCGACGCUGGCCGUGGCCUCGGCCUGCGGGCACUCCGCCGCGGGGGACCUCAUCGCCGCCAACGGAGACUACAUCACCAGUCAGAUCACUAAUAAACUUAAAAAGGCGUGGAACAUCCAGUCAGCGUUGGAGAUAUUGUCUGUCGUGAUGAGAUACAGCGACACUUCCAUACUGGACUACCUCUACGGUAUCGUCGAUGACGUUCUCGUCCAAAGCUGCGAUAAAUAUCAUGAAAAAGAUCGCUACGCGUAUUUACAAGUAUUUUUAACUUUCAUCAAUUAUUUAAGAAAAUGGUUUUAUAUUGAAGAAGAAACAACCAUAGCAAAGGACACUGAAAUACCGAAUGUAUUGAAAGAUGUUGUAGAAUUUGCUAAGAAUCAGAAAGAAGUAGAGGAAAUGCUACACAAAGAGGAUAUAGACAAGAAGAGUGCGGAAGAGAUGUAUUUAGAAGAUGUAAAUAAAGAUGAGAAUGAAUUGGAUUAUGACGAUACUGUUACAAAAGAGAAAGAUCCCGUCCCCCGUCACAUAUCAGUGACAGUGUCCAUUCUGCGGCGUACUAUCAACUUCAUAACGUCCCCGCGGCGCGACGAGAGCGUGGUCGCGCUGCGCGUGCUGCGCUGCGGCAUGCUCCUGCUGCAGGACCACGAGGACCACCUGCUGCCGCUGGUCCACGCCGCGUGGUCUCCGCUCGUGGCCACCGUGGCGCACCCGCCGGUCGCCAUGGCGGCGCUAGACCUACUCGUUACCAUGGCAACGCUGUCGAAAGAUUUUAUAAGAAGCCGCGCCUCCAAAGAUGUACUCCCACACAUAUACAAAUACUUAAAAAGAAGCAGUACAGAGAGUUUACUAAAAGACGUGGGUUCGUUGUACCGGCUGAGCGCGGGCUACCGGCUGCAGGGCGCCGCGCUGGCCGCGCUGCCGCGCCUGCUGCUGCAGCUGGGCGUGGACGAGCCCGGGGUAGAGGCAGCCAUGGAUGCCGCCUUACCCUACCUCUCCAAGAACCAGCCGCUACCCCUGCAGGAACUGUCUGUGAGUUUCUUCCAACAAAUGUCAUUAAGUAACUACGGCGUGGUGUGGUACUACAUGCGCGUGGUGUGCGCCAACGAGCGCGUGCUGCCCGCGCCGCGUGACGUCACACUGCCCCUCUGUGACGUCACCGGCAACACCUACAAGUGCGCGCAUACCGACUACGAGAAGAAUAUCAAAUUGAUAUUCAAGAAACAUAAAAGUUAAAUUAAAUUUAGAGUCAGAUACCAAAUUCUUCUAGAUUGUCAAAUAGCAAUCCAACUUGUAAAACAUGUGAUGAAAAUAUCGGAUUUUGAUUUAUCUGACAGUGACGUCAUUUUUAAGCUAUCUGAGCCAUCA
Molecule: messenger RNA, 3531 nt
Organism: Papilio polytes (common Mormon)
Lineage: Eukaryota; Metazoa; Arthropoda; Insecta; Lepidoptera; Papilionidae
Gene: Tti1
Product: TELO2-interacting protein 1 homolog
Exons: 17
Coding region: 115-3399 (1094 amino acids)
Biological process (GO): chromatin remodeling
Cellular component (GO): cytoplasm
Source: RefSeq, a predicted model, not a curated record